Messenger RNA from Phaedon cochleariae (mustard beetle), 1806 nucleotides. NCBI's taxonomy places the organism in Eukaryota, Metazoa, Arthropoda, Insecta, Coleoptera, Chrysomelidae. The record is from the annotation of a GenBank genome assembly.
GAUUUUUCUUGAAGAACGGAAGGUGGGCUGAAAGUCACGUUUUGCUGUUUUGCAAUCAUUUCUUAAGUUUCCCUGAACACAUAAUUUACACGAAGAUAUUUCAAUAUGAUGCAACCACAGAUACUACUUUUGAAAGAAGGAACUGACACAUCUCAGGGUAAACCCCAGCUAAUAUCGAAUAUCAACGCUUGCCAGAAUGUAGUGGAUGCUGUUCGCACUACUCUAGGACCCAGGGGUAUGGACAAACUGAUUGUAGAAAAAACGGGCAGGGCCACUAUAUCUAAUGAUGGAGCAACUAUACUCAAGCUUCUGGACAUUGUUCAUCCAGCAGCAAAGACCCUUGUAGAUAUUGCCAAAUCCCAGGAUGCUGAAGUUGGGGAUGGCACUACUAGUGUUGUAUUACUUGCUGGUGAAUUUUUGAAACAAAUAAAACCCUAUGUUGAGGAGGGUGUGCAUCCAAGGAUCAUCAUCAAGGCAGUUCGUCGGUCCCUACAAAUAUGCCUGGAAAAGAUCACUGAACUAGCUGUUAAAAUUAACAAGGCCAAUGCUGUUGAAUUCAGGACACUAUUAGAAAAAUGUGCAGCAACUGCCAUGAGUUCUAAAUUGAUCAACCAGCAGAGAGCAUUCUUCUCUAAGAUGGUGGUAGAUGCAGUUCUACUCCUAGAUGAUUUGUUGCCCCUCAAUAUGAUUGGCAUCAAGAAGGUUCAAGGUGGCGGUCUUGAAGACUCAAUUUUAGUGGCUGGUGUGGCAUUCAAGAAAACAUUCUCAUAUGCUGGGUUUGAAAUGCAGCCAAAAGUUUACAAAAACUGCAAAAUUGCUCUUUUGAACAUUGAACUAGAGCUGAAAGCUGAAAGGGACAAUGCUGAAGUUAGGGUGGAUAAUGUGAGGGAGUAUCAGAAGAUUGUAGAUGCAGAAUGGAAUAUUUUAUACAGUAAGCUUCAGAAGAUAUAUGAGUCUGGUGCCAAUGUUGUGCUGUCAAAGUUGCCUAUUGGGGAUGUUGCCACUCAAUAUUUUGCUGACAGGCGCACUCUGAAGGCGUGCGGCGGCGCAGUGAUGACGACUGUGAACGACAUCGGCGAUUCGGUGCUCGGCAAGUGUGAGCUGUUCGAGGAGAGGCAGAUCGGCGGCGAGCGGUCCCUGCACGACGCCAUCAUGAUCGUGCGCCGAACAAUCAAAAACGACGCCGUCGUGGCGGGCGGAGGCGCCAUCGAGAUGGAGCUGUCGAAGAUACUGCGCGAGCAUUCGCGCACCAUCGCCGGCAAGGAACAGCUGCUCAUCGGCGCUGUUGCCAAGGCGUUGGAGAUAGUGCCGCGGCAACUGUGCGAGAACGCCGGCUUCGAUGCGACGAAUAUUUUGAACAAGCUGAGACAGAAGCACGCACAGGGCAGCAACUGGUACGGAGUCGAUAUCGGCAAAGAAGACAUCUCCGAUAACUACGAGGCGUGCGUGUGGGAGCCGGCCAUCAUCAAGGUGAACGCUCUGACAGCCGCCACCGAAGCGACUUGUCUCAUUCUCUCCGUCGACGAGACGAUCAAGAAUCAGAAGUCCGCGGAUCCCGCCCAGAUGCCGGGCGGACGUGGUAUGGGCAGGCCCAUCAACUGGUACGGAGUCGAUAUCGGCAAAGAAGACAUCUCCGAUAACUACGAAGCGUGCGUGUGGGAGCCGGCCAUCAUCAAGGUGAACGCUCUGACAGCCGCCACCGAAGCGACUUGUCUCAUUCUGUCCGUCGACGAGACGAUCAAGAAUCAGAAGUCCGCGGAUCCCGCCCAGAUGCCGGGCGGACGUGGUAUGGGCAGACCCAUGUAA